AAGGUCAAUCUGGUAUACUUAACACCACUGCAGCGAAAUACACGAACAAAGGCUGCUAAAGGUAGAUAUAAUUACAACAUAUGCAACACAAGAUGGCGAAGGUUGGCUCUAGCCUAAAACCCGUCCCGGAGGCGUCAAAAAUGACAAAUAACAAUGUACCUGAUGAACUGGCCUAUAUGAACCACGUGUGUCUAAGCGGUAAAGACCUAGAAGAGUUCAGGACUAAACAAUGCCCACUAUAUGUAAAGGGCAUGUGCCAAGACAGUGUUCGCUGCAAUAUGUCACACAGUGAAACGUGGCCGCGACGUAACCCGUCGCUGUUCAAAUACGACUACAAGCUGUGCCCAAAUAUACAAUUCUUCCGGAUGUACAACAAAAUGCAGCUACAAGGGAAAUGCCACUACGGCCGCCGUUGCAGAUACUCCCACUCCAAAGAGGAGCAACUGUACCACCCCGAAUUGUACAAGACACGUAUGUGUCUGAACUACCCAGAUUGUAAGGGGUACUUCUGCCCAUUCGCUCACUCCAAAUCCGAGAUUCGUGAACGCAAGGAAGGUGGUACCAAGAACAAGUCAACUAAAGUGGACAAGCCCAAAAAAGCAGAGCAGCAGAUUUCGCUCACGGAAACAUACUACGCACCCGAUGAAUCGGUUAUAGAUGCCUUCCAAAGUCAAAUGCUCACAAACGCCAUCCAGUUCCUCUACAAUGAAGAUUAUAAGAAGGACACUAACAUGGAUAUCAGCUCACUUAACACCACGGUUGGGUCACCAGGGACCAUGUCAAGCAAUGAUGUGGCAUCAAUAAUGGAUUUCGACCUCAACGCAAGUCUAGGUGAGACCCUACGUCUACACGACGAAGAAGAAAAUGGCAUCCAAUUAGUGAACCCCUACUUAACACUAGACGAAUUGAAUAAACGUGAAGUUGGUGCUAAAGAUAACAUAAAUGUAGAAAAUAAUGAAGAUGUGAUACAAAAGGAAGUGUGGUCUAAUGUACCUAGUGAUGGACCAGAAGAUGAUGAAGAAGACGGUUGGCUAGAAGUAGUACUACAGACAGGACUUAAAUUACUCAUCGAAGAUGAUGACAAACAGAAUAAACGCGAUUGUAGUGUUGAAUCAGGUAAUUGCAAUAAAUGCGAAACAACAAAAGAAUUGACCAACCAAGAGAAUAACCUGGCUACUAACUGGUGGAUAUGAAUACCGCGGUCACACACAUAGGGUAUGCCAAGCUAUAAUCACUGACUCCUUACACACAACAUAGAAUAUAUAUUAAAUAUAUACAAUAGUGUACCUAACAAUGAAUAGCUUACGCGCUUA
Messenger RNA from Babesia bovis T2Bo, 1313 nucleotides. RefSeq lists its product as uncharacterized. The record is from RefSeq and is a predicted model, not a curated record. NCBI's taxonomy places the organism in Eukaryota, Apicomplexa, Aconoidasida, Piroplasmida, Babesiidae. The coding region runs from base 81 to 1193 and encodes 370 amino acids. The transcript has a single exon. Gene Ontology annotation, molecular function: metal ion binding.